Messenger RNA from Thermochaetoides thermophila DSM 1495, 870 nucleotides. RefSeq lists its product as uncharacterized. The transcript is spliced from 3 exons. The coding region runs from base 1 to 870 and encodes 289 amino acids. Lineage: Eukaryota; Fungi; Ascomycota; Sordariomycetes; Sordariales; Chaetomiaceae. The record is from RefSeq and is a predicted model, not a curated record. Gene Ontology annotation, cellular component: trans-Golgi network; endosome. Gene Ontology annotation, biological process: retrograde transport, endosome to Golgi; phospholipid translocation.
AUGUUGAUGGAUUGGUUGAAGACCCUCUCUGGGUACUUGACGCCGGCAUUCUUGGUCAUGUCGCCAAUACUCUCGUACAGCGACCAGGCCUUUUCGAUGCAUCGGAACCGGUCGAGCGCGGGCUUUUCGCUCGAUAUUCCGCUUAUCAUGCUAGUCGCGUCAUUGUGCAGGAUAUUUUACUACCCAGGCGCCAAGUACGACACUGCGCUUUUAAUCCAGUCGCUCGUCAUGGUUGCCAUGCAAAUUGUACUCCUCAAGAUUGCUCUUGACCAUCGCCCUCCGCCGUACUCCCGCGGAGGAGAUGCUGCGACACCUUUUGCGCGCGCGCACGAGACACCGCGACCAUUUAACUUCUGGCAGUGGAGGUCGUCGAAGCCAUAUUGGCAAUUCCUGGCAGGCCUGUUCCUCGGCCUUCUCGUGUGCGAGUUCACUCUUUCUCCAUUCCCAACUGUCUACCAAUCGUACUCGUCAUUUAUCGGGUACUUUGGUCUGGGAGUGGAGGCUAUUCUUCCAAUCCCCCAGAUUUUGGCCAACCGGCGGGUGCGCUCCUGCAAGGGCUUCCGCUUCUCGGUGCUGGCCAGCUGGCUGCUGGGAGACACCAUGAAGAUGUUUUGGUUUUUCACUUCCAAAACAACCAUCCCCUGGCCCUUCAAGCUGUGUGGCCUGUUCCAGGGUUCCUGCGAUUGCCUGCUUGGCAUUCAAUACAUGAUGUAUGGCAGUGGCAGCAGCGAGGCCCCCAUGGCACCCACCUCAACUGCUCGCUCUCGCGCAACUAGCCUGCAUGAGCUUAAGCCAAACGGGUACACCACAGCCAGUGGCCAUGCUCACCAUCCUGGCCGCCGGAUAUCCGUGACGGAGAAGAACACAUGA